AUGGAAAAUCAAGGUAAAGAAGAUUAUUGUGAUAUUGGAAGCGAGGAUUUUCCGGAUGAGUUUCUGUGUUGUGUAUGCCUGGAUAUCGUGUACAAACCAGUUGUAUUAGAAGAAGAAAAAAAUAUAUAUAAACACGAGUCUCCACAGUUCGAUAGAGGUGACUCUUCCCUGAUUCAAGAUUCUUUAGAAAAUGAAGAUAAUAUGACAAUGAUUCCGACAACCUCAAAUCAGGAAAGAACUACCAACAUGGCAAAGAAAGGAGAUGGUAUGGUCAAAUCUGAAGUUACAAAUGAGGCAUGCAAGCAGGUCUCUAUGACUGACUUACAAUGUUCUCUGUGCAAGCAGCUAUUAUGUCGACCUAUAGUUCUUAAUUGUGGGCAUGGUACCACUGGAAAGCGGGAGCAAGCGACCGAGCGUUCAUCGUUGCCUAGAAAUGCUUAUAAAUCAUGGCUGUCUGGCAAUGGGCCAAAGGUUCACCCUGGAGUUGGUUGUGAUUGGUGUGGGACUGAGAACAUCACUGCUGGAAUGUUUGGUUUCUAUGGUUUAACUGAUGUGGCAUGGCUCUUGGGGCAUUCAGUUUAA
Messenger RNA from Fraxinus pennsylvanica, 582 nucleotides. Lineage: Eukaryota; Viridiplantae; Streptophyta; Magnoliopsida; Lamiales; Oleaceae. The record is from the annotation of a GenBank genome assembly.